AUGGAUUGCAUUGCGUUAAGCUCAGAAUCCCCAUAUGUUCUUAUGCUUAAAGCUGCUUUCUUGAUACCCAUUUCUCAUUACUUAUUGGGAUUUCUGUUUUUACUCAUUGUAUUUCUUUAUAAUUUCAUGGAGAUGUACUUCAUUCAAGAAAUAUUCACUGGAUUUAGGGGAAAACCUGUCUCUUUGACCUUUAAUUCUUGCUGUGACCUUUAUCAACAAGUUGUUUCCAAGUGUAAAAUUCUUCAUGGAAGGUUUUCUUCUACUCCCUGGCUUUGCAGUCCUCAUCUUCAGACUAUUUUUUUGCAGUUAUUUGAAAGAGUACCUGCUUGCAAUUAUCAAAGACAGAUAUUAAAAACAUCUGAUGGUGGGACAAUAGCUCUUGAUUGGCUACGGAAUGUGAAUGUUAAAAUACCAUCCGUCGAAGGUUUUGAUGGAGUUCAGAGUGAUGAUAAAACUCCCAUCAUUCUGGUGAUUCCUGGCCUAACAAGCGACUCUAAUUCUGCUUACAUCAAGCAUCUUGCUUUCAAAAUGGCUAAAUCUGGAUGGAAUGUCGUUGUGAGCAAUCAUCGGGGUCUCGGGGGAGUGACAAUCACUUCUGAUUGCCUCUAUAAUGCCGGAUGGACAGAGGACGCCCGCAAAGUCAUUUGCCAUCUCCACACCCAAUACCCUCAAGCUCCUUUAUUUGCUGUCGGCACUAGCAUUGGUGCUAAUGUUCUGGUAAAAUAUCUUGGUGAGGAAGGAGUUAAUACUGCGAUUGUUGGGGCAGUUGCAAUCUGUUCUCCUUGGGACCUUUUGAUUGGUGACAGGUUUAUUAAGCGCAGGUUUGCACAGAGAUGCUAUGACAAAGCUUUAGGAAUUGGAUUAAAAGUUUAUGCCCAGCUGCAUCGGAGUAUUUUGCCUCGUCUGACAGAUUGGGACAGCAUUUCUAAGAUAUGUUGUAUCAGAGAUUAUGACCAACAUGUCACUUGUGUUCUUAAUGAUUUUGAGACUGUUGAUACAUAUUACAGGAAAGUUAGCUGUAGCAGUUAUGUAGGAAAUGUGAGGGUUCCCCUCCUCUGCAUUAGUGCAUUGGAUGAUCCAGUCUGUUCAAGGGAAACAAUUCCAUGGGAUGAAUGUCGGGCAAACAAAAAUGUCGUACUAGCUACCACACAGCAUGGGGGACACUUGGGACAUCUUGAAGGGUUGACCGGCAAAAGCCUCUGGUGGGUUAGGGCCGUUGAUGAAUUCUUUUGUGCUUUUAACUCCAGCUCAUUGAUCCGUAGAGAAAAGAUACAAAAUAACACAGUGAAUAGUUCUCCACUGAAAUCAAUUGAUGAGGCACCAUAUGUGAAUUUAAGAGAAGACGGUUUAGUGACUGCAUUUGGCGAGGAGCCAUCAGGUGAAUUAGGAAACGAGCAACUGGUCGAAGAUGACAAGGUUGGAGAUAGCGUUAGAGUUAACAAUGGCACAGUGCAACAAGAACCAAAUGCAAUGACUCAAUUUGAUCCUGUUCGUUGCCCAAAUAUUAAUGCAAUGAUGGUUCCUAUUAAAAAUUGUCUAAAUCAGCUUUCUGGGCGAAGUAAGAUUUCAAUGUGGGUACUUGCAUGUGUUGCAAUCACAACCACAUGGCCAAUUCUGGGUUCACUCUUGUUCAAGAGAAAGCUGCGCAACAAUUUCUCUUCAUCCUCAACGAAAAGAUGACGAUGUCAUGCCUAUGUUAUAUUCAUUGUUG
Solanum verrucosum is the source of this 1711-nucleotide messenger RNA. RefSeq names its product embryogenesis-associated protein EMB8-like. The coding region runs from base 1 to 1680 and encodes 559 amino acids. Lineage: Eukaryota; Viridiplantae; Streptophyta; Magnoliopsida; Solanales; Solanaceae. The transcript is spliced from 14 exons. The record is from RefSeq and is a predicted model, not a curated record. Gene Ontology annotation, molecular function: short-chain carboxylesterase activity; monoacylglycerol lipase activity.